UCUGGGGCGGCGGCUGCGCGGCGCGCGAUUGGCAGGGUCUCCCGCGGUGAGUGACGGCGCCGCCGCCGCCGCCGCCGUCGCCGCCGCCCAGGGUAGCGCGGAGCCUCCGCUCCACUGCCCCGCCGCCAUGGAUCUCUUCGGGGACCUGCCGGAGCCCGAGCGCGCGCCGCGGCCGUCUGCCGGGAAAGAAGCACAGGAAGGACCCGUGCUCUUUGAGGACCUGCCCCCGGCCAGCAGUACUGACUCAGGAUCUGGGGGACCUUUACUCUUUGAUGAUCUUCCACCUGCUGCCAGUGGCAAUUCAGGUUCCCAGGUGGUGAAGAAUGAAGGGAAAGGAGCAAAGAGGAAAGCCCCUGAGGAAGAGAAGAAUGGCGGUGAAGAGCUUGUGGAAAAGAAACCUCUUCGGUGAUCUUUGGUCUGAAAGGCUAUGUGGCAGAGCGGAAGGGUGAGAGGGAGGAGAUGCAGGAUGCCCAUGUCAUCCUGAAUGAUAUCACUCAGGAGUGUAAUCCUCCGUCAUCUCUCAUUACUCGGGUUUCAUACUUUGCUGUGUUUGAUGGACAUGGAGGAAUACGAGCCUCGAAAUUUGCUGCACAGAAUUUGCACCAGAACUUAAUCAGGAAAUUUCCUAAAGGAGAUAUAAUUAGUGUGGAGAAGACUGUAAAGAGGUGCCUGCUAGAUACUUUUAAGCACACCGAUGAAGAGUUCCUGAAACAGGCUUCAAGCCAGAAGCCUGCCUGGAAAGACGGGUCCACUGCCACGUGUGUCCUGGCUGUGGACAACAUCCUGUAUAUCGCCAACCUUGGAGAUAGUCGGGCAAUCCUUUGUCGAUAUAAUGAGGAAAGUCAAAAGCAUGCAGCCUUAAGCCUCAGCAAAGAGCACAAUCCAACUCAGUAUGAAGAGCGCAUGAGGAUACAGAAGGCUGGAGGGAAUGUCAGAGAUGGGCGUGUCUUGGGCGUGCUGGAGGUAUCUCGUUCCAUUGGAGAUGGGCAGUACAAGCGCUGUGGGGUCACAUCUGUGCCUGAUAUCAGACGCUGCCAGCUGACCCCCAAUGACAGGUUCAUUUUGCUGGCUUGCGACGGGCUUUUCAAGGUCUUUACCCCAGAAGAAGCUGUGAACUUCAUCUUGUCCUGCCUUGAGAUUCCUAGACAACUAUGUUUAGCUCGUUCCUGUUUCCCUGAAGUGAGUCCUGAGAUGACUACUAUCCUGGCUUACACUCAGCUGUCAAGUCAAUCUCAGGAGUGCUUGGUUCUGCUGCCUGAGUGGAUGGUCUAAGCCAUGGCAGGGAACCUCUGGGCAUGAUUGGCCCCCAAAGAACUUUCUAACCUCUCUCCAAACACCUUCUGUGUAGGAACAUCAGUGUUGGGGCUGUUUAGUGAAGUGCUUUUGUAGAUUUUGUAUAAACACUGGCUGGGUACUGUAAUACUACAUAGCUGCCUUUCCAGACCUGUUUUAUAAUAGUCACUAUCCUCCUCCACAGCCAUAUCACUAUUGGCCAGUUAGAAAAUGUACUGCAGAUGCUACAAGGACCUCAAAAUAUCCUGUACAAACCAUAGAUGACUUCUUAGGGUCUGUCAUGGAAAAGCCAUAAAUAGAAAUUGAAUGCAUACAAAUGUCCCUAAAUUUAAAUACUCAGAAGGCCAGCCUGGGUUACAUAGUAAGACCCUGCCUCAGAACCCACUCAGGGCUGAAGACAUCUUGGUGGAGGGCUUUCCUAGCAUGCUUGGAAUCCUGGGUGCCUUCACCAUAAACCAGGCAUGGCAGUACAUGCCUAUAGCCCCAACAUCCAAUUAGAGGCAGGAAGAUCAAAAUUGGAAGGCCACCCUCCACUAUAGCCAGUUUGAGGCCAGCCUGAGAUGCCUGAGACACUGCUCAAAAAACAAAACAAAAAAACCGAACAUACUAGAGAGGGUGUCGAGCUGGAGUCAGCUCAUUUGGUGAAAGUGCUUUCCCUUACGGGAGGGCCUGACUUUAAUUGCCAGUAUCCACACAAGAAGCCAAGUGUGGUAGCACACAGCUUAUAAUCCUGUUCUGGGAAUGGUGGGAACAGGCAGAUCCUCAGACCUUGCAUCUGGGACCUAGUAAGAUCCUGUCCCCACAAAACAAAGUGCUUGGCUCCUGAGGAACACCCAAAGUUGACCUCUGCAUGUACUACACACAGAGAAAUAAAACCUUUUCAAAAUAGCACUGUGAGCCCAGCGAGCUUGUUCAGCUGCACUUUCUGCCAAGCCUAAGCACCCAGAUUCAGUCUCCAAGACCCACAAAGUAAGAGAACCAACUGCUGUGGUUGUCAUCUGAUCUCCAUAUCUGCACCUCCCAAAUAAACGUAAUUCAAAUAAAUUUUAAGUAACUUCAAGAGCAUCAGUGCUACCCUGCCUACAGGGACUGAGAGACAGCAAUCCUGCUUGGAGACUAGGACCUGGGCAGCCUGGCAUACUGAAAGAGAAUGCCAACUCAUCAGAAAGCCAAACAGUUUAAUUUAGCAAUUUCAUAGCAACCCAGGAACCAUUCAGUGCCCCACAGGCUGUGACCCAUGUCCCCAAGUGCUUCUGUUUGGGUGACUCUUGGCACUGUGGCUUUCCUGGUUAGUAAGAGCCUCUCCUGCUACUUCAGUAGGAGUCCCAAAGGCAUUUCUCCCUUGCUUUCCAGAGCUUACCCCUCAUGGUCUUUGGUGAGGUAAGCUGGAAAGAGGAGGUCAUGCUUCUCAGGUCUGCCCUUCAUUGUUAUGGCUUUGUGUGAUCCAUUACAUAAAUAUAUCCUGCCUAGCAAUAUGACAAUAAAUACUUUUAAGUUGCUGUGUAACACA
This is a messenger RNA of Mus pahari (shrew mouse), 2803 nucleotides long. It is a transcript of the gene Ilkap, whose product is annotated as ILK associated serine/threonine phosphatase. Gene Ontology annotation, biological process: protein dephosphorylation. The transcript is spliced from 12 exons. The record is from RefSeq and is a predicted model, not a curated record. Bases 460 to 1272 code for a protein of 270 amino acids. Gene Ontology annotation, molecular function: cation binding; protein serine/threonine phosphatase activity. Lineage: Eukaryota; Metazoa; Chordata; Mammalia; Rodentia; Muridae.